This is a messenger RNA of Aphanomyces astaci, 1999 nucleotides long. RefSeq lists its product as hypothetical. Gene Ontology annotation, cellular component: membrane. The record is from RefSeq and is a predicted model, not a curated record. Bases 138 to 1958 code for a protein of 606 amino acids. Gene Ontology annotation, biological process: transmembrane transport; monoatomic ion transport. NCBI's taxonomy places the organism in Eukaryota, Oomycota, Saprolegniomycetes, Saprolegniales, Verrucalvaceae. Gene Ontology annotation, molecular function: monoatomic ion channel activity; protein-containing complex binding. The transcript is spliced from 5 exons.
GAGACCAGCGCCAGUUAAAACCCCCAACGUUCCCCCAAGUUCCCCUCGGCUAGUAGUGGCGACGGACGGACGGUGGUGCGGGCGGUUGGAGUUGACGACACGCACGAGCAGUAUCGUCACCACUAGCGCCGACGACGAUGGCAGAGGUGGCGGCCAAGCGAGGCAGCGACAAGCCGACCGCGAUCAUGAAGGGGGUAUUCGAAGCCCGGAAAAACGCGGGCACAGAAAACACCAACCGAAUAGCAGAGCUGCUCGAACAAGAGCUGAACGGGAUGUCGGCUGACCAGAUCGCCAAGAUGGUGCAGAAGCAGAACCACGGGUUUGUCAUUUCGCUCAACUCCAAGUUCAAACUGUGGUGGGAUGUGGCCGUGGCCUUUCUCACCGUGUACGUGGUGAUCGUGACCCCCGUCCAAGUCGGGUUUGGGCUCAAAGACUACCAGACGCUGGACAACAUCCAGGUAUUUGUGGACGCCAUGUUCAUUGUCGAGCUGGUGCUGACAUUCCGUACGUCAUACAUUGACUCUGCGACACGGGAAGAGAUCAACGACGCCGCCCUGAUCCGGCGGCAUUACAUGUACGGGUGGUUCGUCCCCGAUGCCGCCAGCAGCUACCCCGUGUCGUGGUUCAACACGCACGACCAAAAUAGUUCGGUGCAAGCGCUCAAGUUUCUCCGCAUUCUCAAGAUCUUUCGCGUGUUUCACUUGUCCAAGUCGCCGCUGUUUGUCAGCUUGACAGCGUAUGUGUCUCGCAAGAUGAACCCUGCGAUGCUGCGCAUGCUGAAACUGCUGCUCAUCUUCCUGCUGUGCCAGCACUUUAUCGCAUGCAUGUAUUUUUUUGUCGUGUCGUACGAAGGCAUUUCCGACGACACGUGGCAGCCACCGUUCAAUUUGGACACGACCGACCUCAGCGACAAAUACGUCGGGUGCUUCUACUUUGCGAUCAUGGUCACUACCGCCAACGAUCUGCAGCCCAAGACCACGCUCGAGCGCAUCUUCACUGGGCUCAUGCUGCUGCUGGGGAUCGCCAUCAAUGCCACAAUCAUCGGUUCCGCGGCCAACUUGCUUGCCAACCUAGACAAGACCGAAGUGGCCCGCAAGGAGCACUUGGACGCCAUCAACGACUACCUUCGCUUCAAAAAGGUGCCAUUGAUACUCCAAGACAAGAUCCGACACUACUACGAUUACGUGUGGACAGUUCGGCCAAGUGAACAGUCGAGCCAGCUGUUUGUGGAUUUGCCCGAUCGACUCAAAUUGCAGCUGACGUUAUCACUUCAUCGUGACUUUAUCAACAAAGUGCCGCUGUUCAAGGCAUUGUCACCGGGUGGCACCAUCGCCAUCGUCCAGUGCAUGGAGAGUGUCGUGGCCAUGCCCAAAGACUUGAUCAUACGCGAAGGCGAGCCAGGCGAGGAGUUUUACUUUAUCAAUUCCGGAAGUGUGGAGGUGGACAUUGCGGUCAAGAAGAACAAGGUGCAGCUGGGGGUUCUGGGGGCGGGGUCAUAUUUCGGAGAGAUUUCGCUCUUGACCAACGAACCGCGGUCGGCCAACGUCCGCGCGGCGCUCUUUUGCGAGCUCGAGAUGAUCCGGAAAGACGACUUCAACGCCAUCAUCCACAGCUUUCCGCAGUUUCACAUUGCGCUCAAGAAAAUCGCCGACUCGCGGCAGCAGACGGCCAUCAAUAUGCAAAAGAUGUCGAAACUGAUGAAGAAGGACGAAAGCCCAGAGUCGUCUGGCACCCCCGGGCUCUCGGCCAUGCUGCGGUUUAUCGACCUAGCUAUGCGGCGGAAACAGCCCAACAAGGUGAGCGACGCCGACGCGGCCAAGAAGAAACCUGCGAUGCUGUUCGAUUCGGUGCUCGACGACGACUUUAUCCUCAACAUGUCGCAGGCCAAGGCCAGGAAUAUCACACGCAUGAAACGGAUCAGCGCAGAUAUGUUUUCACGGCUCGACGAUCCCGUUUAACAUGUACACACACGGCUAAUAUUAUUAAGGAACAACAUUAU